AUUAAAAAAUGGAUAAACCUACAACCAGCGCUGCUGCUGCCGCGGCACAGGAUCCCAAUCUGCUCCUGGACUCCCCACAACACGGACCAACUUUGUCCAGUGCCUCCAGUUUCGAGGCUCUGACGCGACACGACCCAAAUCUCAGUCGACUGGCCACGAAAAUGUUCAACAAAACAGAGGAGUACAUCACCCACGAACUCAACGCUCCUCUGGAGGAUUACAAGCUGCUGGAGGAGAUGAACAAGGCCACCAUCGCCAAGUACAAGGAUAUGCGGCAGAUUGCCGAGAAUCUGAACACAUCGACCAGUGAAUUGAGCCUCAAGUUCCAGCAAUUGGCUCCGAUGAUGCAGCAAAUCGAUGAGAUCUCCGAUACGGUGGACAAAUUGGAGGCGGCGGCCUAUAAACUAGAUGCCUACAGCAUAGCACUGGAAAAUCGCGUCAAGUGCGUCCUUCAACGGAAAUCGGGAGGCGGUCAACUGACCCAAUAAGACUACUCAUCUACAAAGGCUUUAUGGUACAUUUAUUAUAGUAUAUUUUAUGUCAACCAAGUAAGAGUUUAAAUAUAAUCGCAAUUAUGUUAAGGAA
Drosophila takahashii is the source of this 585-nucleotide messenger RNA. It is a transcript of the gene Blos2, whose product is annotated as biogenesis of lysosome-related organelles complex 1 subunit 2. Gene Ontology annotation, biological process: lysosome localization; endosomal transport. Gene Ontology annotation, cellular component: BORC complex; gamma-tubulin complex; BLOC-1 complex. Lineage: Eukaryota; Metazoa; Arthropoda; Insecta; Diptera; Drosophilidae. The record is from RefSeq and is a predicted model, not a curated record. Gene Ontology annotation, molecular function: gamma-tubulin binding.